AUCCAGAAAAUAGAAGAUGCCAAUAAGAAGGGUAUGAUGAACGCGGCCUGCCAGUUUCAGGAAGUAUUCUUCUUCUUAUAGAGCCGUUGAGUUCAGGGGCAUCAUGUCUAGUGCACAUGUACCCAAAUUUGGCAAUUGGGACGACAAAGACAUUCCAUACACAAGAUAUUUUGAAAAUGCUCUCAAAUACAGAGAAAAAGGCUUCAAUCCUAAUGAUCCCCAACAGAAUCCAGAAGCCUUCAUGAAUCAACAUCAAAUCCAACAGCAAAAUCUGAGAAUAAAACAGAACAAAUCUUCUCAGAAAGCGAAUACAGAUCCGGCGAGAAUCAGUGCCAAAAUUGAUUCAUACACUAAAAAAAAUAAGUCGAGUUCUUCAGUUUCCCGUCAGCCAAACAUGGUUUCUCAAUCUUCAAAAGCUCUAAUCAAUACAGUCUCUUCCUUAUCAGCAGAUUCUAAUGAUACAAGACCUUUUCCUCAAAGGCCUGCAUAUGUUGCUCUAUCAAACGAAGGGAAGGAGAAGAAGAAGACUGGCACAAGUAAGUUGUCAAGCGUUCCAACGGCUCCUAAAAACAGAAAACCUAUGCGGAGAACUUCAUCAAAGGCAUGGUGCUGCUUGAUUAAUAAAACCUGGGAGUGAUCAUCAUACGCUUACUGCAAUAAUUAUAUGUAUUUUCUUCAGGGCUUUGUGUCAUAAACUGGUUUGGAAACUUAUGAAGUUAGAGAGCUUCAUGCAAAUUUCUCAAUAAGUUUUUCUUUUUUUUCUUUUUGGGUUUUAAGGUUGGAUCUUGAUAUUGGUUUGUAAGUUCUUAUGAUUGAAAUAAA
Molecule: messenger RNA, 822 nt
Organism: Phalaenopsis equestris
Lineage: Eukaryota; Viridiplantae; Streptophyta; Magnoliopsida; Asparagales; Orchidaceae
Exons: 5
Coding region: 104-637 (177 amino acids)
Source: RefSeq, a predicted model, not a curated record